Messenger RNA from Cyclocybe aegerita, 2214 nucleotides. The record is from the annotation of a GenBank genome assembly. NCBI's taxonomy places the organism in Eukaryota, Fungi, Basidiomycota, Agaricomycetes, Agaricales, Hemipholiotaceae.
AUGGUACUCAUUUGGCGCUCUUUGACCGUGAAUCGCAUUCCAGCGUGCAUACUGAACAAACUGUUUCUGCCCGUCGAGAUGUCUGUAAAAACAGAGCAGAUUCAUCGUCGAAAAUCGAGCAAAGACGAGGAAGAGAAUGCAGAUAUCAUAGUGGCACCCGCUGGUGACACGACACCAGCAGUGACGAUAGGACCCUCGCCACGAACUCGGACAAUGUCUACCCCUCACAACCAUGGCCAUACGCGAAGUGCUUCAAUGGCAAACGGACACCCACCGUCUGCAGGGCCAUUCCGAACAACGUUUGCGAAUGGUGUCUCACCCGUUUCCCCGCUGAGGUCAUCAUUUUCAGUACCGAUGAAUGGACACGGCCGCACAAGGUCGAUAUCAUCUUUCACGCCCAGCGCCCCAUCGCCUCUCGGGGCGGCUUUUCCUCCCCAUCCACCUCUCAAAUCGCCCACCAUGCUGCCUCCAGCCAUCACUCCGUCGCACUCUGCACCCGAGCAAGGCGAGAGUCAAGGUGCCCCAGCAGCGAAACAUUCGCGCCGACACUCGAGACUGCACUCUCGCAACCUGUCCAUCUUCUUCCCGCGUCCAGGCUCGCUACCGGAGAGCGCGAUUUCGGAGGACGGGUCGCAGGAGUUGGAGGUUCCGGUGGACGAAGAAGCACCGCUCAUCCCCGCUGCUAGCACGAAUGUGAGCCUUCCAGGCGCUCGGCGACAGCCCAUCACACCCCUCGGCCAGGGUUUCACCUUCGGAGGACGGCCGCCGUCGAGUGCUGGCCUGCCAACGCCUGAACUCAUGAGUCCGCGGUCGGCCUCGUCAUCGACGUCGAGACGGGGACACCACCACAAACACUCGUUAUCACACAAUUUCUUCUCGUUCCUCGAGCCAGGCAGUGGGCUACCUCCGAUGCGCGACGAGGAGCUGCACACCCAACCGACCCCAGUCCCGUUAUCGCCCUGGGGCCCGAUAUCCGCCUUUCCUGAUUCAGCAGCAGCAACUUCCACCUCAAGUGGGUUCAAGCUACCUCCAGUAAGGAAUGGGCACGCUUUUGUGGAACAAGAAGAACCGGAAGAGAUAUCGCCGGCGGCUGUGGCUUCGUCGAUCGGCCAGUUCCUCCUCGGAGCAUGGUUGUGGGUAACCGGACAGCAAGUUGGGUCGUUGGCGACAACUGGACUGGGGUAUUGGAUCGUUUUCGACUCGUUCGGGGUUGCAUUGAGCGGUGUGGUUCCCGGCUGGCUGGCAUCGGCGGCCAAGAGUGGUCAGGCAGCGAAGGAGAAGGAAAAGGUCAGGCGGCCAUACGGCAAUGGCCGCCUCGAGACUGUUGUGAUGUUUGCACAGGCGGUUUAUCUUAUGUUUUCGGCGGUCUACGUCUGCAAAGAGACCGUCGAGCAUGUCCUCCUUAGCUUGGGAGGCGGCCAUCACCACCACCAUGGCGGCGACGAAGAGGAGGGUAUUGGCAUCGAUUUUCCUAUCUUUAUGAGCUUUUUUACAUUCGUUUCACUCUUUGCGACUGCCUAUUUCUUUGAUAAUCACACUAAAUUGGUCAACAUCACUGGUAAUCGGAUACCCUCCUUAAGCUCUCUUCUCCGCUCGAUAUGGUCACCUUCUCGCCUUGCACAUGACCCACCACCGACUACGGUCCUGGCACGCCUCCUCUCUAACCCCUUCGUCGCGAGCCCACUCUUUUUCUGUGUUGCAAUCCUCUGCGUAGCGCUUUUCAUACCUUACGCCCAGCACCCUAUUGCUGACCUUAUCCUCGCUGCUGUGAUCGCCUUCGUGACGUUCAAGAUCGCGUACCGGGCCUGCCUCGUCCUUGGAACCGUCCUCCUCCAGACUUCUCCUCCGCGUGGCAUGGCGAGCGGCAAGAUGGAGGCCUUCCUCCGAGCCAUGCGCGAGGUCGAGAGGCAUCCGCAAGUCGUGCAUCUUCCUGCCCCGCAUGUUUGGCAACUCACACCAAGUCUCGCGUCUGCGCCUUUGUCGAAGGGGUUGGCGAAUGGCAAUGGGGUAUACAGGGAGAGGGAGAGGGAGAAAGAGUCACUGGUCGUUACUCUGGAGCUGCACGUCAAGGAGGACCUAGGUGAUGAUGACGUGCUGAAGCUAACACGGUGGGCAUGGGAGAGAGUCGUCAGCGCUAUCGGAAGCCUGAAGGACUUUCGGGAGGAGGGCGAGGAGGGCGGCCCGGAGGUUACUGUUGGUGUCGUCAGGGGGUAG